Messenger RNA from Sycon ciliatum, 3729 nucleotides. RefSeq names its product AP-5 complex subunit zeta-1-like. The record is from RefSeq and is a predicted model, not a curated record. Gene Ontology annotation, cellular component: AP-5 adaptor complex. NCBI's taxonomy places the organism in Eukaryota, Metazoa, Porifera, Calcarea, Leucosolenida, Sycettidae. The transcript has 25 exons. The coding region runs from base 224 to 2869 and encodes 881 amino acids.
CUACGUAUGACGGCGUGAAUACCACACCAUAAACGCACUAAACUGCUGUGACUAAGUGUAAAUAAUCAAGUAGUUACGGUGGGUCUCAUGCGACUGGCGAGCAGUUCUUUUUCUUGAUGUCAGCCAGCACGCUGACUGUAGUGUAGUAGCAUCAGUUCUCAGCUGUCCGGAUUAGACUCCAACUAAUUACGUCCAACUGCCCACUACAGUAUUCGUAGCUGGAAUGGCUAUACCGUAUGUCAGACACAGCUCUGUGUCGUCCAGAGUUUCAGUAGAAGAUGCUCUCUUCAAUCAGGCCAGAGCAUUGAGCGAUGGCGAGCUGCAGGAGUUCUGCGAGAACCUGAUCACCCAAAUGAAGGGCCAUGACCGCAGCAAUGACUUCAUCACCAUGCUGAGAAAGUUCUAUGUUCUGGUCCAAGCCACGCGCAAGAACCUGCCUAUCCCACGGCAACUCAUCGACCAGCUGUACAUGGUGCUGUCGGAACCGGAGCAGGGAGCGGCGCGCGUGCGCUUGCUCUGCGCCGUCAUCCUGCGCGAGAUUGCGCCCACCGCGCUGCUGGAGAUCCGCCACUUCAACCCGCCCGUGGAGACACGCCAGCUGCCGUUCAUCCUGCCCGUGGUGCUUGCCCAGGGUGCGCGACUUGGUUUCCUUUCGCAGAUCACACCGAUAUUAGUCAAACUGCUGGCACACUCCGGGGCAGAUCAGGAGACCUGUCAGAGGAUUCUAUCGUCACUGGCCGUCAUUGCUUGCCGACACACUGUUUGCCUUACGGAAGAGCACAUAGCCCAAAUCAACAACCAGCUGAUCGUUUGGCUCCGGAAUGCCAGCACCGUGUCCGCACCAAACCCUUACGCCGGCCGACAGCUAUUCUCCAGUAACAAGCAGCCGGCCCCAGUGAAAGAGAUUGAUGGGUCGGCAUCACGUGACUUCUUCACUGUUUUGAGUGUCGGCCAGUACUACUCCAGCGACCAGUGGCUCAACAUCCAGAGCUUCUCCAUGCUACGCACGUGGAUGCUGCGCACGUUCCCGCCGGGCUCGUUCGUCCUGGGCUCGUCGCGCAUCGGCACCGUACCCGCCUCUCCGUUCCUCUCCGCCACCACCAGCCGCACGCCCUCACCCGGAGAUAGCGGUGCUGGCGGCGCUGGUGGUGGUCACUCGUCCUCCGUGUCCGACUUGUCCAGCAUGGCUAGUCAUCGCGGCAGUACCACCACCAUCGGCGGCAGCACCACCACGGAUCUGUUCAGUCGGUCGCGCAGCAAGCUGCGCGAGAAGGCGUACGACUACUGCAUGCGACUCGUCGAUCAGUGCGACAAAAAGCCAGAGAAGAAGUCGGACGAAGACCUGGUGCACUCGGCACUCCUGGAGGUGACGUUCCUACUCGAUCGUCUCUGUACGAACAGUUCCACAAUGGUGCCACGUGCCUUUCCCACUAUCAAGCGUAUCUACUCUCGCCUCACAUCUGCGGUGCAGACGGCCCAGGUCGGUGGUGGCGGGGCUGCGGGAGCAGUGGCUGGGACUGGUGCUGUGUGCCUGAACAACUGCGAGAGCCAGCUGCUGCUGGCGCUGAUACAGUUCUUCUUGAAUCACGCUGAAACUGUAGUGUACGAUUCCGAUCCAGCAUGCAGUCUCUUCUUCGGACAAGUGCUGGCACAGAACUACCACAUACCGUCUGUAGCUUUCAGCACAGUGGCGUUCUGUGUGCAACAGCGCGAGCCUCUCUUCAAUAACACCGUGAUCCUCAGUCGCUUCUUCCCCAACCUACUCAAGAUCCUUGCCUGGUCACCGCGAUCCUACCUGACGGAGUUUGCUCAGCUUGUUCCGUUCCUCGUGCAGCCACGCACUGUGCUUGAGGUGCUCCAUUCUCUGCUGGACUUGCCUUGCCUGUCGGCCGGUCUGGAGGUGGCCCGCUUUGUCAGUCAGCUGGGUGGCAGUGAAGCAGAUGCGAAGAAAGUGUUCAGUGCCUUGCCACAACAGCAGAAGGCUGUUGCAGCGUACUUCAACCCAGUGCACCGGCCACUGUUCAGCUUCUUACUCAGGCCAGAGGGAGGAAAGGGUGACACAAUCAGCAGGAUGCCGAUGUUAUACACACUACUCAGUGAUCUGGCAGUGCUGCCACGCAUCCAGAUUUGUGCGCAGAUGACACCGCUUCUUGUCGAGCUUGCACUGAAGACGGUGCUAGUUCAACACAACGCACAGAUGCUGUCGCAGAUUCUGCCACUGAUGUCUGAGCGAAUUAGCCAGCUAUACGGCAUAGAUUCCUUCCAACAGCAAAUCAGAAAGGUACUGGCAAACCAGCUGUUGUCCUUCUUCAAAGUUCAUCCUCAGUUGCUGUUUGAUCACAUGGCAGACAUUAUUGAGUUUCUGUCAGCCCUGCGCAACAUUAGCAGAGCAGGCGAGGAGUACUUCUCCCACAUGGUAUGGGUGGUUGGAGAGUACUCAUCACCAAUCCAUGACUCUCGCUUUACCAUCGAAAUCAUCACCAAACUCCACGAUGUCCUGGAGUCAAUGGCCUAUGAAGCAAUUUCAGCAUUCCAAGCAUCUAGAUCCAAACCGGUGGCUAGUGCUAGACUGCUCUGUGUGCUGAUGACGGCUCUUGCUAAGAUUGCGUCGCGCUGUCAGGACCUGAUCCCCCGUGUUCUGCUGUGCCUGACCAAGAUUGUCAAGCAAUACGCUGAGAGUCAAACAGAUCAGGACAAUCGGCAACUGAUGGUGACCAGGGCUAAUGAGCUUGUGCACAUUCUCAAGAUGCCAAGUGUGGCCACAAAUGUCAUGAAUCCAGCUGUGGAUGUAGAGAGUCGCCUGCUUCACGUGGAUCCAAUCGCAUCCAUGGGUCUUGUCCUUCAGGCUACGUCUCUCUCCGUACACUGAUGGUAGUGUACGGGACUCUUUCCGCAAAGAUUGUGUAACAAAAUAUGUGCAAUGCAGCACCGCGGCCUCUUUUGUCCGAUUUCGCACAGGGACCUGUUCACGGUAUACAGUGCGCGCACGUGCACACACACACACACACACACACACACACACACACACACACACACACACCCACACACACACACACACACACACACACACACACACACACACACACACACACACACGCCUGUACAGUGUAAAGUAGCAUUUCAAACAGCUUGACAUCAGCUUUAGCCCUGCACCAUGUACAUACAUGUGCAUACUUGUUGUGUACAUACGCCAAUCUCAUGCUCAUAGUUGUGGACUCGAAUCAUCAUCAUAUUAUUAUUCUCAAUUAUUCUGCCUUACGGCAUGCUAUUGGCUGCCACAUCAUCCAUGCCGUAAACCCCUCUGCUGUGAACAUACCAUGCAUGCACGAGAAAUACUUCUACUAGAAAGAAUACCACCUAUUUAAACAACUAUAACAAUGUCUCAUGAAACAUGCAUUUCUUCCCAGCACCCACUGAGAAAAUACUCUUCCCCAGAAUUUUAUUUGCUACCAACUACUUUUUACUUACCUGCAAGUACUUUCCUGCUUUGUUUUUUUGUGCCUUCUUGCUGCUUAGUGUACAAGCUGCUGGUCAGUUUUGGUCACAUUCUUUUUGCUUCAUGUUUGUUUUGGCUGGCUUACUCCACGCGUGGUGUGACUGUGCAAUCGGUGUGCGUGUGCGCAACGACUCUCUUUAACUGCUUGAAAUCGAUUGCUUCAUUUCACUUUUUAUUGGUUUUCUAGUGCUGAGUUUGUGUAUUGAGCUGAGAGUGGUGCUUUCGUGCAGGGA